UAUCAUGGUUGAAGUUACCUCCCAAAAUUUUGAUGAGAAGCUUAUUGAAAUUGAUCAGGAUUUGCAAGAGGCUUCAUUCACCUGUCUGGACUUUGAAUUUUCUGGAUUGCACACAAAUAGGUGUCCUGAGAUAAGUUUAUUUGACACACCUCAAGAGCGUUAUUCUACUCUCAAAGAAAGUAUCAAAGACUUCACUGUUCUUCAAUGUGGAUUAAGCAUUUUUAGAUAUGAUAAGAUCUCUAGAAUUUACCAUUGCAAGACUUAUAACAUAUGGAUAUUCCCUCGUGCCAAUGAUUGGUUGAGUCGGCAGACACAGUUUGAGUCUGCAGCCUGUGAGUUCUUGAUGAGGUUUGACUUCGACUUCAACAAAUGCUUCAUGGGGGGAGUACCAUAUUUGAAUGAAGAGGAAAUUGUUGUCCUACAGGAAAAGUGUGACAGAAAGUCUGAAUAUGUCGGUGAUAUUGUAUUGAAUGAUGUCAAGGCGGCCUUUCGGAAAAGAAAACUUGAUAAGUUGACUAAUUGGGCUUCAGAGUCGAGAUAUGGUGAGGUGAUGGAAAUUGAUUGUAUGAGUGGUGGUAUGUGUGCUCUUCUUAUAUCAGAUAUACAUAAAAGUUUUGAUGAUCUUAUUGCUGAACAACCAAGAGGUGAGUCAUCACUAAUUGUUGUAAAAAAAGCUACAGCUGAAGAAAAAUCGAAACAGCCUCAAUUUCUCAAAGAAGCUGUCGAAAGAAAGUUCAAUCAAGCUAUCGGUUUCACACACAUCAUAAGGUUAAUUAAGAAACACAGAAAGCCUUUAAUUGGGCAUAAUGUUAUGAUGGACAUCUUGUACGUUUACGAGAAAUUCCAUAGCCCUCUUCCUGAAUCCUUUGCACACUUUAAACACACCAUGCUCACUGAAUUUCCUGUGAUUUAUGAUACUAGACACAUUAUCAGUAACAUGAAGGUUGAAUUGAGAAAGGAUGGAAAACACAAGGAAUUAUUUAGGGGAACUUCCUUGCUAUCUCUGUAUGAAGAAUGUAGGCGUGAAAAUGUCAAAGGCUUGCUUUAUCAACCACAAAUAUUUGAUAACCUGGGAGAGGAAUGUGGUAUGAGGGAACACGAUGCUGGAUAUGAUUCUUGUUUGGUUGGACACGUUUUCUUAAGACUGGCUCAUUUUUAUACUCUGUGGAAAAAUAACUCUCCAAGUAUAAAACCAUUUCAUUUUCAAGAUUAUGUCAGGGAAUUCUCAAAGUUUGAAAAUUGUCUGAAUUUGAUCCGGAGUGCUCUGUCUCACAUCUGCAUAUCAAAUGAAGACCCAGAAAACAAAAGACCACAAUGGAUAUUGGUCACAGAGAGAAAGAAGGCACAGAUUGAUACUCAACAUGUUAAGAUUGUGUUCAGUGCAUUUGGAGAUGUCAGUGUCAGGGAAGUCAGUCACUGUUCCUGUCUUGUUGCAAUGCCGUCUAUUGGCAUGGCAGCUGGACUUCUUGUUGCCAUGGAUACUCAUGAGAAGUAUAAAGUGGAGAGGUAUAAUCCUGAUGAUAGUUGGGUCAACAAAACAUUAGGAUUAGCUCUGAUUGGGUCUUUAGGGGUAGUUGUUGGAUGUUUAAUCUGGAAGAGUAGUAUUUUCAAAUAGUUUUAGUCGCUCAAAUUUGAUUAUAUAAUAGUAGUUAAAUUUUAAUACCUUAUUUAAUGUUGUUUUUGAAGGGUUAUAAUCUUGUUUCAU
Messenger RNA from Bolinopsis microptera, 1705 nucleotides. Its product is annotated as pre-piRNA 3'-exonuclease trimmer-like. Gene Ontology annotation, cellular component: cytoplasm; endoplasmic reticulum. Gene Ontology annotation, biological process: nuclear-transcribed mRNA poly(A) tail shortening. The record is from RefSeq and is a predicted model, not a curated record. Gene Ontology annotation, molecular function: RNA binding; poly(A)-specific ribonuclease activity. NCBI's taxonomy places the organism in Eukaryota, Metazoa, Ctenophora, Tentaculata, Lobata, Bolinopsidae.